AUGGAAUACAAAAGUUCAUCUAGAAGGCCAGAAGGACUAUUUUGUAUCGGUACAGAUCCUACGGACCUAUAUUCUUCAGCGGAUUAUGUACUUCCUGAGGUACUCGCAUUUUGUCUGUUGAAAGAACCAAAUAAUUCUGAUCAGGCAAUAUCAAUGGCAGAACGAUUGCUGCAGAAUUACAAAGGCCAGUGGAGGGAGUUGACCGCGACUCUCCGCGAGAAGUACGGGCGGCUGCCCGAACAUUUACUAAAGCAGGCGCAGAUAUUACUAAAUAAACGCCGUACGAAUUUAUCACCGUGGAACGACGGUCAACACGCACCACCGUCUUCAAUGGCGCUUAUCGAAAUGGAUGUGUUUUCUCCCACCGCCAUGCGGAACUCCAUCACCGCACGCAUGCAGCGACAACGAGCACUGGAUGAUGCCACCUGGAGUGAAGUACACCGUGAGGCAAAGGAAGUGCUUGCAUCUUUAAAGGAGACCCAGCAGCGUGUGAUCAUGCAGGAGGCUGAAAUUGCACGACUUACUGACGAACUUGCACGGGAAAAGUCUAGAAUGGAGGAGGAAGAACGAAAUCAAAAGAUAGUAAUGGGGGAAAUUGCUGAAACUGUGAGUCAAUUGCAACUUGAACUAAUGCGAUUGCGUAGCUCUCUGCCAAAUGGGGAAGGCAAUAUAGAAACCCUUAGUGAGAUUGAGUACCAGAGACACCUAUUGCGUGCCCAGUGGCGCGAGGAGGCUGAUCUUAUUCAAGUCUUUCAACGUGUGCUCUUGCAGCAUAUAACACUUUAUCCAUUGAGUCCUCUGCGUGAAGAGGCACAUCAUAUUGACAAAGAAUUGUGUCAGUUGUUGAAUGAUCCACAAGUAUGA
Molecule: messenger RNA, 864 nt
Organism: Trypanosoma theileri
Lineage: Eukaryota; Euglenozoa; Kinetoplastea; Trypanosomatida; Trypanosomatidae
Exons: 1
Coding region: 1-864 (287 amino acids)
Source: RefSeq, a predicted model, not a curated record